This is a messenger RNA of Salarias fasciatus (jewelled blenny), 2003 nucleotides long. RefSeq names its product MARVEL domain containing 3 (gene marveld3). The transcript is spliced from 4 exons. Gene Ontology annotation, cellular component: membrane. NCBI's taxonomy places the organism in Eukaryota, Metazoa, Chordata, Actinopteri, Blenniiformes, Blenniidae. The record is from RefSeq and is a predicted model, not a curated record. Bases 108 to 1019 code for a protein of 303 amino acids.
AAGAGACGCUGAAACCAGAAGCGCAGAAAGGUGAAAGGUGGGGUGCUGUUUUGUUUUGGCGAUACUAAAAUCACAGAGCACACACAGCAUAUACAUCACAGAGGAAGAUGCCCGAGAGGGGAAGACAUGACCAAAGGAGUGACGCCUAUGCAGAGCAUAGGAGCAGGGACCGCCACUAUCCCCCCAGUGCAGACCACUCUCUGUAUGAGGGCCAAGGCUGGAACCAAAGGCCGAGAGAGAUGGAGGACAGAGGCUCUGCUGGUGACAGGAGGGCCAAAGAAAACAGACAGAGGGUUAUGACAACCGCCUCUCACAGGUCCAACGAUGCCUCAGUUUAUCACUCUGAAAGGGAGUAUUAUGAAGAGCACAGACCAGCUCUCUACAAUCUCAGAUACAUCCUCACAGCGAGAGGUCUUUGUCAGCUCAUGGAGCUGUUUCUGAAUCUGCUCAUUGUGAUCUGCGCCGGAGUGCCGUACAGUAACGACGGGGGCUACCGCGACCUGGCCAGCCUCGGUGGAAUCUACCAUUACCACUUUGGAGGAGCGGGGGCCUUCACAGGAGCCGACGCCGAGCGCGUCAAGAGGCUGGACCGAGAAUUCCAUCAGCUCAAACGGCCACCGUACGUCUUCACCAUGGCCUUCGGUGGAGUUUUAAUGAUCUAUGCCUGUGCCAUGCUUGGUCUGGGGAUUUUCAGAGUCCCUUACCGUUACCCCCCAACGCUGCUGGUGGAGGCUCUGCUGAAUCUUCUGAUUGGCCUCGGUUAUAUUCCAGCACUGGCCUUCUACCUGAUUAAACUGCAGGAAACUUAUGACAGUCCCAUCUGUAAGGAGCGGGAGCAGAUGUACAAAAGCAAAGGGCACAAGGGCUUUGGGUGCCAGUACCACGGAGCAGACAUCGCUGGAGCUCUUUUUGCAGUGCUGGGGGUCUUUGUUUUCAUCUUUGGUGCAGUUUUAGCAGUCAGAGCUUUCAGGUCGGUGCGAGAGCUUAAAAAGCAAAGGACAAAUGAGGAUAAUUUUUAAGAAGGUUUUACUCUUAUCUUAACAUACUGUAUUUGUCCAAAAAGUGGACCAAGAACAAUUAUGAAGUUCUUAUAAUCCACUUUUUAUGCUUUGAUAUUUUAUCAUUGAGUAGCUCACACACUUGUUUACGGUCUGUUACAUUAACUAUGAUUCUGAAGUUACUGACAUGGGACAUUGUUUUAAUGACCUAUUUUUCAGAAUAUUUAGGUAGAAAAUUAGGUAGAGAAGUAUUUGGAGUAACAGAAAAGCAGACAGAGAGCAUCUGUUUUCAAAAAAGUCAUGAAACAGAUUGAAGUCUCGGCCGAUUCCUGUCACUCUUGAAAUGAGGCUUUACAUGUUACUGCCACGCAAACAAAGGCCGGCUGACAAAUUUACAAAUAAAAAGUAACUUUCUUCAUAACUACAGUACAAAAUGUGAAGCUUCCAUGUAUUAUACAUCGUUUACACAUCAACUGAAAUAUUUUUCUCUUCUCCUAUAUUUUCAUUCUAAAACCAGAACCAUGAAAAUUAAAAAUGCAGUAUCAAAAAAUGUAGCUUUAAAUGAGAUUUUUUUUUUAACUAGAGGCCAUAUUAUUCUCAAUCAAACAUCUCAUAAUGCAUCAAACUUUUCAACUUCUAUGUUGUGAGUACAGACAUGGCUGACAAAGCAAAACGUUUUUUUGUGAUUUUACUUUUUCUAGCUUGUGAUUCAAAUGUUUAUUAUCUGAAUGUUAUUCUGAUCUUGCCUCUGUGUGAGUGAAAUGCAAUGUGAUAAUAAUGUAGGCAGCUUUAUCGAUAUGAGAGACUUCAUGACACUAAACACCUGGAGCUCUAAAAGUAAAUGUUCACUUAACACUGGAAGUCUUUUGCUCUGUGUUAGAGGAAGGAGUCCUGCUUUUUUGUUUGUUCUUUUGUAUGUACACUGUAGCAAUAUCUUCUGGAAACAAAUUUUAUUAUGAAUCUGAUGAACUGGAUUUCCAUUUCUAAAUAAAGCUCGGACUCUGU